Cyprinodon variegatus (sheepshead minnow) is the source of this 2272-nucleotide messenger RNA. RefSeq names its product leucine-rich repeat neuronal protein 3-like. Gene Ontology annotation, cellular component: extracellular matrix. Gene Ontology annotation, molecular function: protein binding. The coding region runs from base 67 to 2037 and encodes 656 amino acids. Lineage: Eukaryota; Metazoa; Chordata; Actinopteri; Cyprinodontiformes; Cyprinodontidae. The transcript has 11 exons. The record is from RefSeq and is a predicted model, not a curated record.
CAUUGGCUGAUCACAGGGUCACGUGAUCGGAGUCAGGGCAGGGAGCAGCUGCAGGAGGAGGGGAGGAUGCUCCAGAUAAAACCAGCACCGCGUUCAGCCGAACCUACAGAACCUUUGGCAGGACGGCGGCCCCAGCGUCCAGGAGGAAGCCGGUUCCGAGCUUCUAAGAGCGGCCAGAGGAGCAGAGAUCAUCUCCAUCUUCAGCCCCAGUGCAUCAUGGGAUCUGCAGUCUUCUCCAUCCUUCUUCUCUGCCUCGGGACGUCACUGUGUGCUGCUGUGGGCGUGGCCGGUCCAGGGGGCGCCGUGUCGUGCCCGCUGCAGUGCGUGUGUGAGACCCGACCCUGGUACACCUCUCAGUCCGUGUACCACCAGGCCCGGACGGUGGACUGCAACGAGCUCCACCUGGACAGAGUUCCAGCCAACAUCUCCACAGACACUCAGGUCCUGCUGCUGCAGAGCAACAACAUCUCCUCCAUCAGCACAGAGCUGCAGAACAUGAGGAACCUGACGGAACUGGACCUGUCCCAGAACCACUUCUCUCAGGUGAGCUCCAUGGGCCUCUCCUCUCUGGUCCACCUGGUCACCUUGUACGUGGAGGAGAACCACAUCCAGGAGCUGGAGGACUUUGGUCUGAAGAACCUCACCAGCCUGGAGGAGCUCUACAUCAACCACAACCACAUCUCCUCCAUUGGACCCAAAGCCUUCGAUGGUCUCACCAACCUGCUCAGGCUUCACCUGAACUCCAACCGGCUGGUGGCCAUCGACAGCCGCUGGUUCGAGUCCCUGCCCUCCCUGGAGAUCCUGAUGAUCGGCGAGAAUCCCAUCCUCGGUCUGGAGGAGAAGAACUUCCUGCCUCUGUCUCGCCUCCAUAGCCUGGUUCUGGCCCGAAUGGGUCUGGUUUCUGUCCCGUCGGCUGCCUUCGUCGGGCUCGACUACCUGGAGAGCCUCUCCUUCUUUGACAACAAGCUACGGUCCGUACCUCGGGACGCCCUCAGUGAGCUUCCCAACCUCAAGUUCUUGGACCUGAGCAGGAAUCCAAUCAGCCGGAUCCAACGAGGGGAUUUUGAAAACCUUCAGCACCUGGAGGAGCUCAGUGUUCAGGUGAGCUCCGAAGCUGUGGCUGCACCAAUCAUAUCGGAGGAGGGGCGUGGCCUGGGCAGGAUAAAGAAGGAGAAGAGGAAGAAGCAUCACAUGUUUGAGCCGGGAGCUUUAGUGAUUGAAAAAGCCGAGCCUUCAGACGCAGGUGUGUACACCUGUGUGGCCUGGAACGUGGAGGGCGCGGACACCAGGAGCGUCUCCGUGUCUGUGGACUUUCUAGGGUCUGAAGGAGGGAGCAGCAAGCGGAGGCUGUGGGCCGGGAACUCCUCCAGCUCUGCAGCCUCUCUGGUGGUUCUGGCUAAGGUGGUCCAUGCCCAGUCCGUGGUCUUGGAGUGGAAGCUGUACUCUAGCAGAGGCGCUGUGGGUCAGAACCAGAACCAGCACGACGCUGCGCUGCCUCUGCCUCGCUGGACCAGCGCUGUGGUUCACAUCGACAACCCUCAGAUCAGCUACACCGCCAAGGUUCCAGCUGAUGUCCAGGAGUACAAUCUGACCCACCUUCUCCCUGCCACUCAGUACCACGUCUGCCUCACCGUGUCCUCCUCCCUGCCGCCCCUCCCCUCCGCCGCCGUCCACACAUCCUGCCUGAACUUCACCACCAAGGAGGCGGGUUUCUCUGUGGAGCUGGUGGCGUCGCAACCCGGUGGCGUGGCGCUGGCCGCCGUUCUGGGCUCCAUGUUCGCCCUGUCCAUCAUGACGCUGCUGGUGGUGUACAUGGGCCGCCGCGUCCAGCAGCACAAGUCCUGCGGCCAUUCGCUGAAGAAGUACAUGCAGCACACCGCGUCCAUCCCGCUGAACGAGCUGUACCCGCCUCUGAUCACGCUGUGGGAGAGCGAGGCAGAGAAGGACAAGGAGAAGGAGGAGGAGGAUGGGGAGGGGGGAGCGAGGGGGGAGGCCGGGAGGAAUCCCAUCAACACAUCCAAGACCUACAUGUGGUAGCUGGGGGUGGGGAGGCACCCCCUGGAGGGGGUUACUGUCAGCACCGACCCUACCGCUUUAGCUUCAGGUAUUAAUGGAUUUGGAUUCUGAUUGGUCCGUCACAUCCUGCUGGGCACCGUCACACUGACCAGAUCCGGUCCAAACCAGUUGGUACCGUCACACUUUCAAGAUCUGUUCCAAACCAGUUGGUACCGUCACACUGACCAGAUCCGGUCCAAACCAGUUGGUACCGUCA